Messenger RNA from Vespula pensylvanica (western yellowjacket), 525 nucleotides. RefSeq names its product gonadal protein gdl (gene gdl). The record is from RefSeq and is a predicted model, not a curated record. The transcript has a single exon. Bases 1 to 525 code for a protein of 174 amino acids. Lineage: Eukaryota; Metazoa; Arthropoda; Insecta; Hymenoptera; Vespidae.
AUGGAUAUUGCUAAUCCAACUCCACAAGAUCUUCAAAGAAAAUUGUAUUUUUUGGUUGAACAACUUCAGCACAUGGCCGGAGAACUUCCACCAAAGUAUCAAAUGAGACUUCCCUAUGAAUUAUUAUCUGCUUUAGCAAAUUCCUUACUAAAUGAUACUAUCUUCGAAAUUGUCAAAGGUUUAAUGGAAAUACAGCAUGUUACAGAAAAGCAUCUUUUUCAACAAAGAUUGCAACUCCUAAAUCAACAGAAAAUCGAAGCUCAAGAAUCAUUGUCAAACAUAAUAACGGAUGAAGAAAGAGUAGUAAUAAAAGCUGCUUUAUAUAAAAAACACAAAGAAGAAUUAAAACAAACUGAUAUGAAACUAGUACUACAAUUGGACCAGAAAGUAUCGGAUCAACAAAGUAUAUUGGAAAAAGCUGGUGUACCUGGGUUUUAUGUAACUAAUAAUCCAAUUGAAAUUCAAGUACAAAUGAGGUUAUGUGAUUUUAUAAUAAGAUUAAGUAAAAUGGAAGUACCUAGUUAA